AUGGAAACAAAUCUCGAAAUUGAGUCAAAGUUUAAGAGUAUCUUAGAAGAAAAGUCUCAACAUCUUAACGAGGAUUUUCUUUUUAGAAACAUUUCUGGAAUAUGGGAUCUUGAUGAAAAAAAAGGCGUGUUAAAAUAUUAUGCAGAAGCUGCUUUGAAAGAUGUGGAAAUUAUUAAAGAAAUUUAUCAAAAAUGGCGCGACCAUAACAAAGAAAUUAAUGAAGACAUAAGAGAAAAAUUAUUCAAAGUAUUAGAAGUAUUUGAAGGUGAAGAAUCAGUAGUAAAUAAGGAUAAACAAAUUUUAUGCUAUUUCUAUUUUUUAAUAGUAGAUUAUUCUUUUGGUUAUGUUUAUUUAUAUGAAAAUGAUAAAAAAGAAAAUGAUGGUCAUGUGAAUAUUAAAGAAAAUGAACGUGUUAUAGAAGUUGAUCAGACAAUUGUUAUUAGGAAGUUAAUGAAUGUGUUUAGUGCUUUAGAAAAGGAUGAUUUCAAGGACAAAAGAAAGGCCGGCAUUUUCUUUGCACUUAUUGUUAUGUGCAAUGAAUUUAACAUAAACAGUAAAAGACAAAAUUCGAGAAUUAACUAUUUAGAAAAAAAAGGAAAUAAGUUUAUAAUCAACGUAGAUAAAUUAUGUGCAUUGAGAAUAAAUUAUAUGAUAUAUGUUGGGAUUUUUCCUGCGAUCAAUGAAGCAGGAUCAUCUUCAAGAGAAAUAUUAGAAAAAGAACUAAAGCCAUCUAAUUUGAUUUCUAAAAAAUACCUUGAAAAAAUUUUAAAAUUUUUAAAAUUACGUAGUUCAUAUCAUUAG
Entrophospora sp. SA101 is the source of this 801-nucleotide messenger RNA. The record is from the annotation of a GenBank genome assembly. NCBI's taxonomy places the organism in Eukaryota, Fungi, Glomeromycota, Glomeromycetes, Entrophosporales, Entrophosporaceae.